Messenger RNA from Macrobrachium nipponense, 8307 nucleotides. RefSeq names its product calponin homology domain-containing protein DDB_G0272472-like. Gene Ontology annotation, molecular function: ATP binding; 3'-5' DNA helicase activity; four-way junction helicase activity. Gene Ontology annotation, biological process: double-strand break repair via homologous recombination. The coding region runs from base 115 to 6942 and encodes 2275 amino acids. The transcript has 14 exons. NCBI's taxonomy places the organism in Eukaryota, Metazoa, Arthropoda, Malacostraca, Decapoda, Palaemonidae. Gene Ontology annotation, cellular component: nucleus; cytoplasm; chromosome. The record is from RefSeq and is a predicted model, not a curated record.
AAGUUGCUGAAGACUGUCGCGGUAUACUUUACAACCAAUGUCCGCAAGUUUGUUCGUGAUGGAGGUGCUGUCCCUGUCAUUAUCAAAUGCAGUCCUUUUGAACUAAAUGGGAGGAUGUCGAAACGGAAGGAAAGUAUUAGCUCAAGUGCCAAAGAGGCGCUGCUUAAGUAUUUCCACCAUGAAUCCUUCAAGAGCGACCUGCAGAGAAGGGCUGUCGAGGCGGUUGUCGAAGGUAAUCAAGAUGUCUUUGUAUCCAUGCCUACUGGGUCUGGCAAAUCUCUCUGUUACCAGUUGCCAGCUGUUAUGGCAGACCGGAAAGUUGCAAUUGUUGUGUCACCUCUUAUUGCCCUGAUUAAAGAUCAGAUGGAACAUUUGCAAAAAUUACGCAUCACUGCAGAAUCGAUCAACUCCAAAAUGUCCUCUAAAGAACGAAAGAGAGUUCUGGCCGAUUUAUCUUGCAUGGCACCAACAACACGACUUUUAUACAUCACCCCUGAGCAGGCAUCAACAAAUUUUUUCAAGGACCUUCUUGACAGACUCUACAAAUACAGAAAGCUCUCAUAUUUUGUUGUGGAUGAAGCUCACUGUGUCAGUCAGUGGGGUCACGAUUUUCGUCCAGAUUUUCUCAAGUUGGGUUACUUGAGAAAAAGAAUUCCAGAUACUCCAUGGGUUGCUCUAACUGCUACAGCUACAUCUAAGGUGGUUGAUGAUAUUUUCCUGCAACUGAAACUUAAGAAUCCUGUUGCCAGAUUCAAAACAUCAUGUUUUCGACCUAAUUUGUUCUACGAUGUGAGGUUUAAAGAUGCUCUGGAUGAUCCAUUUGAAGAACUGAAAGAUUUUGUCACAAACUCUCUCGGAACUGGCUGGGAAGAAAAUAGAACGUCAAAAUCAGGUUGUGGGAUCAUUUAUUGUCGAACAAGAGCUGGAACCCUUGAGUUGGCAAGUCAAUUAACAAAGAAAGGAGUACCAACCCUAGCAUAUCAUGCAGGCUUGAAGGAUAGAGAGAGGUCAAAGGUCCAAGAAGAUUGGAUGGAUGGAAAGGUAGCAGUGAUUACAGCAACAGUUUCAUUUGGUAUGGGAGUUGACAAGGCCUCUGUCAGGUUUGUAGCACACUGGAGUGUUCCACAGUCAAUGGCUGGAUAUUACCAAGAAUCUGGUCGAGCUGGUCGUGAUGGGCUGUCCUCCAGAUGCAGAAUAUACUACAGCAAGUCAGAAAGAGACACCAUUUUCUUCCUCCUUAGACAGGAUGAAUCCAAAGCAAAGGCUUCUGGUAAAACACACAGGGAAGACCAGGCAAAAAAAGCCAUCAAGAGUUUUGAGAAUAUCGUCAAGUUUUGUGAAGUUCCUAUAUGCCGACACCUUUCGUUUGCCAGAUAUUUUGGUGAUGAAAAUCCAGACUGUAAGAAAAACUGUGAUUACUGCACUAAUCCGAACGGCGCAAACAAGCAGGUUGAACUCUGGAAUGAAUCCCUCAUACGUAAAACAGAGUACAGGUUUAGGUCGGUAGCCGUAUUUGAAAAUGCAGAUGAUGGAGACUUAUAUGGAGGUGGAAGGCGUGGUCAAAAAAGGGAACAGGCUGAAUAUGAACAGAGUAAUGAUGAUGAUGCUGUUCGUGAAUCAGAGAGGCAGGAGAAGAGAGAGCGCACUGCUUUGAUAAAGCAACAGUUUGCUUUGCGUCGUGGUCAGGGAGGAUCUUCAUCAUCAUCAUCAUCAUCAUCAUCAUCAUCAUCAUAUGCCAAGAGAUUAAAGGAACAAAAGGAAAAAGAGAAAUUAGAAAGAGAAGAAAAGGAUCGUGCUGAAAGAUCAAAGUUAACAAGUGCUGAAUUUACAAGUAAAAUCCCUGGAUUAAAUGUUUCGAAUCGUGAGAGGUACCUUCAGAUGCUAUCUCAGACACUAGAGAAGAAUUAUGAAGCUUGUAGGAGUGCAAACCAUGUUUCCAAUUGCUUAAAAGAGUCAGAUAUUGAGGAUGUUGCUGUGAAGAUGGAGUAUAGUGUAUUUACAUCCACCAGCGUCAUGAUGAUGUAUCGAAAAGGCAUCAUGGAUAUAGUCAUGAACAUUAGAAAGGAUACACAAGGAUUCAAUUAUCGCAGUGAGCUGGCUGAACACGAACCGCGGUUAAGUUUAAACCAGUUAGCCAAACAGAUUGAAGAAGAUAUAAGGAAUAAGAAGAAUAGCAGUGCAUCCAACUCUGGGUUUAAAACAGCAAGUCAGAUGUUGAAUGAAAAAGCCACAGGGCCAGAAAAAGCCUCAAAACAAACUCCAAAUCUCAGUUCGCGAAAAGGGUUUUCAUUGAAAAGAUCCCCCAACCAUCAGACAUCGUUGAAUAAUUACUUUCAAAAAGUCCCUAAAUCUGAUAAAGUGAAAGAGCACCAACUCUCUGAAAGUGAUUCUGAAAGGGAAGAUGUACAGGUUGAGAAGGAUAAUCAGGAAGAGGACGUAAAUGAGGCUGCCGAAACCGAGAUGAAAGACGAGAAGGUAUCUUGUGAGACUGAGGAAGAAACCCGAUCUGAUGAAGAGAAAGAUUUUUAUGACCCUGAUGAAAAUGAGGAAUUUGACCAAGAAGAAAUAAAUCUCUCGGACAUAGAAUUAUCUGGGGAUGAAUCAAAUCACACGGCUGGUUCAUCAGGAAAUUGUACUCCUGAAAAUAAAUUCAUAAAUAGACAGGAAGUUCCUUCCAAUGAAGAGGAUUCCAAAGAAAAGUUUGUGAAUGAUGAAUUGAAGUCCCCAAACAAGGAGGAUAAUGGAACAGAUAAGGGACUGGACACAUUAAAUGAUUUAGACGACAGUAAUAGUAAUGUGAUUUCUGACCAUUCGAAUGAGGAUUCUAGAGGAAGGUGCUCAGAAGGAGACAGACUUGGUCAGAUUUCAAGUUUGAAUGGAACCAAAGUGAAUAGUUUUGAGGUAGAAGCUCUCGAAACUGUUAACACUGUUAAAAGUAGUAGUAAUAUCAAUGGAAAGCAAGAUGUUGCUUCAAAUGAAGAGUCAGUGAUCAGGUGCACUAAAAGAGAGAGAAGUCCUUCUCCAGCUAUUCCGAAGAAGAGGCUUUCUAUAUUUGAGGAAGUACAUAUGUUUGCAACAUUGAAUGCUCUUAAAGAUGAAGGACAGAAAACUGGAGAAGAAUUUAGUAAUGAUGAAGAAAAUUCUUUGGAUAGCAAGGAAGUUAAAAUAUCGGGUGUUAUUGAAAGUGAUAGUCUGAAAGUCAGGCAUGAAGCUUUAUCAAAAAGUAGAAUGCUAGAGUUGAAGGAGGUUGAUUUAUCAGAGGAGGCAGAUGUCAAGGAAUAUAAGUUAUUUACAGAAGAAAAUAAAUCGGAACUGUCAACAGACACAAAACGUGACAAAUUGGAAAAGAAGCAAGAUAAACUAAAAUCCACAGAGAAUCAUGUUGAUGAUGUAGGAAGUGACUGUAACAUGUCAGACACCAAGCAUAGUAAAAGAAGAAGGAGAGAUUCAAUGGACAAUGUAAAGAAAAAGCCUGCUCUACUCCAGGAAGUAGAUUUAUUCAGUAGUGCAAGUUGUGAUUCAGAUGCUCAAUUAGUUGACUUGUAUAAGGACAAAGAAAGUAAAAGCAGGAAGAAAAGGAAAGUCAGUGAGUCCAGUGGUACGGAGAAGGGUGGGAGCCAUGAAAAAUACAGAGACAGGGGCAAGUCUAGUGAUACGCCUCAAAAAGAAAAUGAAAAGUUUAGUCACCAUGGAAAGCAGCCUGAGAGGAUAAGUAAAGAUAUAAAAUCACCAAAGAAUUUAAAUGUUUCAAGUACCUGUUUGAAGGAAAUAGAUUUGUUUGAUACUGUAAAUAGUGAUGAUGAAAGUAACAUUGUUAGAGAUGGAAAGACUGAAAGACAAAUUUCAAAAGUCCUCAAAGAUAAACAUUACUCGCGUGAAUUUAGUGAUAGCAACAGGACAGACUCAGAAGUGGUAUCAGAUGUAGAUGAGAAAUCAGAUAGUUUCAGUGAGAUUGACACUUUUUAUGAGUUGUCAUGUAAGUCAAAAAAGGAAAUCCUGCAUAAGGAAAUUGAACCUGUUAGCAGUAGACAUUCAGACUUUACAAAACACAAGGAGACAGAUGUAAGAAAACAAAACUAUAAUAAGUACAAGCAUAAAAGGAAAGAGGACCAUGUGAAUGUAGAGAAAAGGAAUAAUUUUAGAGAAAUUGAUAUGUUUAAUGUCCCAGAAAAUGAUAGUGAAACUAUGAAUAGUGAAAAGAUUGUUGCAAAAAACGUAAAAAUGGUAAGAAAAGUGGAAGCUAAAAGCUCAGCCAAGAAGGAAUAUUUUGAUGUCAGUACAACUGAUGAUGAAAGCAAUAGAAAUGCAGUGAACUUCAGCAAACCGAAUCUAAAGUCUCCGAAUGAUAAACUUAAAAAUCCUGUAAGUAAACAAAACAGAACAGGUCUGGUGAAAAAAUACACAAAAAGUGUUAUCAAAGAAAUAGAUUUGUUUGCAGUACAAGCCAGUGAUGAUGAUGAUGAUGAUAAUGAUGAGUCUCGAGGAACUAAGAGGAAAAACACAGGAAAUGCCAAAAGUAACAGUGGAAAGGACUCUAAAAGGAAAACUGAAAAGGAUGAUUUAGAUCUAGGUCUGUUUGGUAGUGACAAUGAGCACGAGUUAACCUCAAAGAAGAGUAAAGUAUUUAAAGAUUUUGAUGUGAAAACAAAUAAGAAAAAUAAUCCAAAACAAAUAGAUGGUUUUAAUGUUUGUGAAAGGAAAGCUGGAAAAGAUUUGGACAAGUGCCUUAUUGAUAGUGACUGUGAAAGUGGUACAGACAAAAAGGCAGACAUGGACCAUAGAUUAAAUCAGAUUUGUAAAAGUAACAGUGAGAAACUUAAAAGUAAUAGGCAUACAGGUCAAUAUGUGAAGGAGCCAAAACAUGAAAAACCAAAUAUGGAUCUUGCAGGUUCAGGGAAAAAAUCAAAAUGUGAUAAAGGUAAAGAGUUUCCUGAAAGGACAGACAAAAAUUUAUUACAUGAAAUAAAUAUGUUUGAUGUUCAUAACAGUGAUGAUGAAGAUUGUGGAACCAAUGAAAAGAAAAGUACAAGUCGUGAAAAGAGUAGUAAAAUCAGAGAGAACAGAGGAGAAAUUAAAAUGCAAGAUAGUGACUGUGAAAGUGAUGUAGAAGUGAAUAAAAGUAAACAAUACUGUAGUGAAAAUAGAAGUAAACAUAAAAGAGCAGUUCCAGAAUUCAAUACAAAAUAUACUGGAACCCCACAUUCUGAAAGAUCAAAGCAUAUAGAAGGUAAUGAAACCCAUUUACAAAGGAAAACUGAGGAUUUGCAGAGGACACCCAAAACAAAAGGUGUCUUGCAUGGAUUUGAUAUGUUUUCCACAACUAAUUGUAAUUCUGAUAAUGACAAAGAUACUGAAAAGGAGGAUAUAGGUAAGAGUAAAGGACAUCUCAAUGAUAAACAGAACAGUGACAGUGGAGGAAAAAGACCAUGCAGUUCUCGUGAUAGGAAGUGUUCUACAGACAUCAAGAAUAACCACAGUGAAGAAGAAAGAAGAAUUUCUUAUAGUAGUGGUAGUGCUGAAAGUAAACUUCCACCUAAGGUUGAUACAGAUGAGGAUAACAGGUUGAAGGCACUAAAAGAGAGGGCUGCCCAGAUGAGAAACAAUUUCUCUCUUCACGUGAAGAAACCUAAUGAAGUGUUACAAGCAGAUGAUAAAUCAAACAAAGAGAGUACUUCAGACCAGAAGAGCAGUUAUAUGAAACCUCACUCAAAAGAGACACUGUUUCAUUCCAGACAUGACGGAAGUUCUCGUAGAGAGAAGGAUCACAGUCGUAUUAAACCUGAUAAGACACCAAGGAAAGAUCAGGAGAGGUCAGAAAAGGAUCAGUCAAGGAAUCAAGGAGACAAUAAAAGGAAUAAAGAUAACCUUGAUGUAGGUAGAACUGAGAAAGGUAAAGAUAGACCUCACAGUGAUGAUAAAAGAAACUAUAGAGAGCAUGGUAAGCAUUCAAGAGACUUUUUCCAAGAUUCCGAUAGGCAUAGCAGAGACUCGGAACAGUACAAAAGAGAAACGACCAAAUCACACCAAACCCCUAGGAAGGAACAUGGAGGUCAAGAGAGUUCAACUAAAUCUCAUGAGAGGAAAAAGAGUAAUGACCGUGAUAAUGGGAAGGAUAUGAAGUCAGCUCGUAGUAAAGAUUUAAAUCACCCUACAUUGGAAUUUAAUAAAUCUGAUAAAGAUCACCAUAGGUCUAGGUCUAGAGAGACUGUUACAUCAACAAAAGGUUCAACUGAUGCCUCUAGAGAUUCCCACAAGUUUGGAAAAGAAUCCAGUGAAUGUAGUAGAGCCCAUAGUAGAUACUCGGAAACCUCAAGGAAGAUUUUUGAAAAACUUCAACAGUCAAGUCAUAAAUUUUUUGAUCAAGGAGAGUUUGAUUGCAUAGAAAACACAUUGGAGGUUAACAAUAAAGAAAUGCCAAAGUUCAUAGUAAAAAAAAUAGACCAUGGCUUGGGCAAACAAGGAAAUUCAGGAAAUAAGAAAAAGAAUGAAAGCACUGAUAGCAGUAAAGAAAGCAAACUCAGUGAAUCUGCCUCACCAGAUAUUACUAAAAAGCAGCAUAAAACAGAGAGGUUAGAUCAGAAUAAAACAGAAAAGUCAGAUUCUAAAUCGAGGGAUCAUGUUAGUGGGGGCCGCCCAGGUAGUGCCAAAGAGUCAUCAUCAGUUCAAGAGAAUAAUGAUGGAUCUGACACGGGACCCAGCAAAAGUCGACAUUCGGUUGAGAAAAGGAAGCUAGCAGACUGGGUUGUUAAAUAUCUUAUGCCAUAUUAUAAAAAGAAUUGUAUCAGCAGUAAAGAUCUCUUCAAGACUCUAGCUCGGCAAAUAUCACAUCAGAUUGUGCAGAAGAUUAGUGAUGUAGAUGAGGCCGGAGCACAGCAGUUUGUUGAAGAGUUUUUCCUCAGAGUGAAGAAAAUUUCCAGUGAAGAUGAUAUUGUUUUCGUGUAACAAACUCAAUAAUUUAAAAUUCCUAUAUUUUGUUGUGGGUGUUCGUCAGUGAAUUUGUGACUUGAAAAUUUCGGGAAAACAUCAUGGCUUAGUGGUUGUUUUGAAAAUGUCAGUAACACUUCAUGGGUCAGUAUGUUCUACUUUGUUAUGUCUCAUCCAUUCCCUUUGGUCUCUUCCUACUUAGCUGUCCAACUUCAUAAACUUUACCUUGUUUCAAGCUUUUUGGUGAGCAUGGUCUGACUCAAGAAAUAUAGUGCAGUGGUCUUUUGAAAUUUAUUUCUAAUGCUAAUUUAUAAAAUUGCAUAAUCACAUCAGUUAAUAAAAUGGUGAUACAAAUCUCAAUAUAGGUGAUAUAUUUAAAAAUACAAUGUAGAGUAUUUUUAAAUGUAUAUUUUACACCUGCAACAUUGUAGAUUUUAUUUCACCAAUAAUAAUACUUAUACUAAUCGUUAUUGAGAGAGGCACCAGUUGAGUUGUAAUUUAGCACUCCCAGAAUAGAUACUGUAAUCAAUGGUAAGAAGUUCAGUGACAUGUUUAUAGGCGUAAACAAAGUGAAGUGUGUGAUUUGAUGUGGCAAAAAUGCACAGCAUCCUUUGUGUACAGUUUUCUUAUGAUUGUAAAGGUAUUAUGUAUAUUAUUAUACUUUGCAAUGCACAAGAAUGGAGAAUUUGCCCUGGUUUUUUGUAUGUAAUACUGUAAGGUACUGUUAAAUUAGUAGGAGUAUGAUAAUACCAAAGUUAAAAAAUGAGGAGACUAAAGGAACUAAUUUUUCUCAUUAUUUCAAGCUUAAAAGAUGGUUUUGGGCUAUGACAUAUUGUAAGCUCCUAUAGGAAUACAAAAUUCUUAAACUGUUCCUUCAAAAGGAUUACCUGUGUUUAAGGCUUAAAAUAUAGGCUCUGCUUGAGGUAGAAUAUUUUUAUUUUAUUAUAUAGGACUAGCCAGUUUUCUAAAUACAUUAUGUAAAUAUUGUAGGACAAUAUUUAGAUUACUUUGUUAAAAGUUUGCCAAUCAAUUAGCUGUGGCAUUUUUAAAUUUUUGACAUUGUUAGUUUUAAGGAACUUUGAGAUUAUUAUGCUAAAUUAUGACAAUAGAAUUGUUAUAAUCCUUGAAAUUACUAGUAAUUAUCCUUGAUUGUGGACCAUUGUUUGUUUACUCAUGAGGGCAGUACGAUGAAUGCUGAUGAUGUUUGCUCAUAAAGACAAUCCGUCUGUGUAAGCCAAAGAAUUGGCAUAAGUUUUGGGCAUUUUUGGUAAAACCCCAUCACCUGGCCUCAAGAUUUAACCAAAACUUAACAUUUAAAAUUUGUUUGUAUCACUCUACACUUUAUUGAACAUAUGCAGUUGUAAAUCUCAAGAUUUUUAAUUU